AUGCCAUACACUACCGAAGAAAUAUACAAUAAGUUCAAAGAAUUAGGUGGCUCUCAUAACUUGCGAGAAGAUUGUGGCACUUUAGCCAGAGGAUUUGAGAAAUUUGAGAGUUUGAAUGCUGAUGAUGCCAUGAGUCCACACGUCGAAUCAAUGAUGCAAGAGUGUCGGAGAGAAUUAGAUACUUUAAGAAGUCAACUUGGACAAGAAACUUAUCAGUGA
Molecule: messenger RNA, 219 nt
Organism: Entrophospora sp. SA101
Lineage: Eukaryota; Fungi; Glomeromycota; Glomeromycetes; Entrophosporales; Entrophosporaceae
Source: the annotation of a GenBank genome assembly